AUGAUGCGUUUACAUGGUACUGCUUCCGAAAAUUAUCAAGGCUCUUCGACAUCGAAAAGGGAAAUACCAAGGUUGAAAUCAUUACUUAAUGGUCCAUCAAUAAUCUUCAAGAGCAUUUUUUUCAAAGAUAUUAUAUCACCUUGUAAAAUAUUAUGGACACCACCAAAAGCAACUUCUAAACGUUCCACUGAAUACGCAAAAGAAUUGAUUCAUGCUGUGGAAAGAAAAGUUAAUUGCCGUGAGGAAACUUCAAUCCGACUCGAGAAAAAGAGGAUAAGAAAUGAGGAUAUCUUUAUACGGGCUCGAAACAUACCAAAAUAUUGUCCCCUAUGGGAAAAUACCUUAAGUCAUUAUUUAAAACCAAAGAAGAGGUUUCAUGGUGUUCAAGUCGUUGGACCAAAAGUAUACGUUAUAAAAGUUGAUUUGGAAACCAUUAAUUUUCCACCUUUUAAUUACAAUAUAUUCAACCCACAUUUGACUGGUCGUUUAAAUAUUCAAGGGUUUUCAGAUACUGGUGAGGACGUUACUACAUAUUUUGAAGGCUAUUCUAUUGAAAAUGAUAAGUUGGGAUUCCUAUCUUCGAAUUGGGAGGACCACCCAUGCCUGGAAGACCUAACAGCAGAUGAUAUUGUUGAUAUUUUUCAUUGGCUAAAAUUAAAGCCAUUCAGAAGAAUUUUGAACAAAAAACCAGUCAAUAAAAGGUGGAGCAAAUUACCCUUGCGGGUUUUGAAAGAUAUUGUUAAUGAAACAGAAUAUCAAAAUGAUGGUAGAUAUGUCUUUAUGAAAUGGAAAGAGAGGUUUGUAAUUGAUCAUGCAGUAGAUGAUGAACCAGUAGCGGGAAUAACAUACCGUGGUUUUUAUUAUAUUGUCCAUGAUAAGUUUACUGGGGAAAUUGAAGGUUUUUACCAUGAAAGAGGAACCGCAGCAUUUCAAAGACUAAGCUUACAACCCGUAGAAACGCUAACUAAUGUAAGUAGCGAUUCUUUUGAGCUCUGUUAA
Molecule: messenger RNA, 999 nt
Organism: Naumovozyma castellii
Lineage: Eukaryota; Fungi; Ascomycota; Saccharomycetes; Saccharomycetales; Saccharomycetaceae
Product: GID4/VID24 family protein
Exons: 1
Coding region: 1-999 (332 amino acids)
Source: RefSeq, a predicted model, not a curated record